GGCGGGACGGGCCCGGCCGCCGAGCCCGACAAGAGCCCCGCGCACUUCCCCGUGCACGAGUGCGUCUUCAAGGGCGACGUGAGGCGCCUGUCGGCCCUCAUCCGCACGCAGGGCAUCGGCCAGAAGGACAGUCACGGAAACACUCCUUUACAUCUUGCUGUGAUGUUGGGCCAUAAAGAGUGUGCCCACUUACUUUUAGCCCAUAAUGCUCCAGUAAAGGUGAAAAAUGCUCAGGGAUGGAGCCCUCUUGCAGAAGCCAUCAGCUAUGGAGACAGACAAAUGAUUACUGCACUCCUAAGGAAGCUUAAGCAGCAGUCCAGGGAAAGCGUUGAAGAAAAGCGACCUCGAUUAUUAAAAGCCCUAAAAGAGCUAGGUGACUUCUAUCUAGAGCUUCACUGGGAUUUUCAAAGUUGGGUGCCUUUACUCUCCCGAAUUCUGCCUUCUGAUGCAUGUAAAAUACACAAGCAAGGUAUAAAUAUCAGGCUGGACACAACUCUCAUCGACUUUACCGACAUGAAGUGCCAACGAGGGGAUUUAAGCUUCAUUUUUAACGGUGACGCAGCACCCUCUGAAUCUUUUGUAGUUUUAGACAAUGAGCAAAAAGUUUACCAGCGAAUACAUCAUGAGGAAUCGGAGAUGGAAACAGAAGAGGAGGUUGACAUUUUAAUGAGCAGUGAUAUUUACUCAGCAACGUUAUCAACCAAAUCAAUUACCUUCACGCGUGCCCAGACGGGAUGGCUUUUUCGAGAAGACAAAACAGAAAGAGUAGGGAACUUCUUGGCAGAUUUCUACCUGGUUAAUGGACUUGUAUUAGAAUCAAGGAAAAGAAGGGAACAUCUCAGUGAGGAGGAUAUUCUUCGAAAUAAAGCUAUCAUGGAGAGUCUGAGUAAAGGUGGCAAUUUAAUGGAACAAAAUUUUGAGCCUGUGAGACGACAGUCACUUACUCCACCAUCACCCAAUACAAUUACAUGGGAAGAGUAUAUAUCUGCUGAAAAUGGAAAAGCUCCUCAUCUGGGUAGAGAGCUGGUCUGCAAAGAAAGCAAGAAAACCUUUAAAGCCACGAUAGCAAUGAGCCAGGAAUUUCCUUUAGGAAUUGAAUCGUUAUUGAAUGUUUUAGAAGUAAUUGCACCCUUCAAGCACUUUAACAAACUUAGAGAAUUUGUUCAAAUGAAGCUUCCACCAGGCUUUCCUGUAAAGUUAGAUAUUCCGGUAUUCCCCACCAUCACAGCCACUGUGACUUUUCAGGAGUUUCGUUACGACGAGUUUGAUGAAUCCAUCUUCACUAUUCCUGAUGACUACAAGGAGGACCCCAGCCAUUUUCCUGAUCUCUAAUUAAACUGGAAGGUUAAUGGUGACUAACAAUACCAGCGUAUCACAGUGAAAGCAAAUGGAUGCAAAGAGCCCACAGGUAUUAUAGGUAUGGGAGUGGGUCAUACAGGAAGGGACAAACUUAAAUAACCCAGAAGAAAAGGGAACAUGCAUCAAAUGACUGGUGUACUGGUGUUCACUAUAAUGGGCAUCCUAAUCUAGGCCCUGAUUUACAGCAAGUCUCCUGACGUGUCGUUCACACUUUUGUACAUCCCGUGCUGCAAGCGUGGUAGUCUGACACUUCGGUGACCCUAAAAAUAUUUAAUAGCUGUGAGGACUAUCAUUCAUUUUUAAAUUUUUUACAUUUCUUCUUGGUGAUACUGAAAGCACUCUUGGACCAUUAGCAUAAAAAUUGAAAUGUCUUAGCUGGAUAUUAAUCCUUUAAAACAUCACACUGUAUUUAAGAUGACCAUGUCAUAUUCUUUCAUGCUUUGUUUUCAUGAAUUGUAAACUAUGUAUCAUUAUGUAUAGUUCAGUAAUUUGAAUGUUAGUUGAACAUAUAUUAGAAGGAAUGCAUUUCCUGUAGGUGAAUGAACCAAAUGGCAACCAUUAAACAAUUGCGUUUUCAUAUUGCAGUACACAUCAGAAAGGGCAUUCACUCUGCAGGGAAUUAGGUACCACCUUAGCACCUGAGUGCAGGCCGUUGUGGUGCUAUCCGUGUCUCUGGACUGGUGAUUUCUUCCC
Molecule: messenger RNA, 2052 nt
Organism: Tinamus guttatus (white-throated tinamou)
Lineage: Eukaryota; Metazoa; Chordata; Aves; Tinamiformes; Tinamidae
Gene: ANKRD13C
Product: ankyrin repeat domain 13C
Biological process (GO): protein retention in ER lumen
Cellular component (GO): cytoplasm
Molecular function (GO): signaling receptor binding
Source: RefSeq, a predicted model, not a curated record